Molecule: messenger RNA, 7444 nt
Organism: Ixodes scapularis (black-legged tick)
Lineage: Eukaryota; Metazoa; Arthropoda; Arachnida; Ixodida; Ixodidae
Product: USP6 N-terminal-like protein
Exons: 15
Coding region: 440-2056 (538 amino acids)
Source: RefSeq, a predicted model, not a curated record
GGAUUCUCUUUAAAAAUGACGUCACGAACGUGAAAAUAACAUGCAUCAAUAUUUUGACGGGGGACGUUGAAAUAGUUGCUGCUGCGGCGCUUUCGGCCAGCUCGGAUGCGAUUCACGGUGAAUGAGAUAGGCCACGGUGUGGGAUAGGCGGUGCGCCGACGCCCCUUUUCCAACGGGCUCCGACCUCCUCGGUGAAUGGUGGUGGCGGAUCCUUCACCGGUGGGCACUUCACCUGCCUCACCCAACAGUACGGCGGCGCGGCGGCUGUGUCGGACUCUGCGAGUGACAUGGUGCUUCGAGCAGCGGCACUUCUGUCAGCUUGACGCCAACUUGUCUCCACAGGAUUAUCGCAUUCGACCCAUGUCGGAGUUCCCGCCCUUCCCUGUGAGGAGGCGUGGCUGGCCGGGCCUGGCGGCGUCGGAAUGAGUGGUGGUACACCAUGAGCAGGGAGCUGACGGAGGCGGAGCUGCUGGAGCGGGCGGCGGAGGAGCGGGCGGCCAUCGUGGCUCGCUACGACCGAGGCCGGGAGAAUGUGGCCGAGAUCGACCCCUGGGAGGACCCCAAGUUUGAGCUGUACCACGUCACCGACAAGUACGGCUUUAUACACAAUUCGAGGCUACCGGACAAGUACACCGGCCACGAAGCCAAGGUGCGGGACCAGGAGAAUGUGCGGCUCAACAAGUGGCGCAAGAUGCUGGAGGCGUGGGACAAGUACUACCUCAACGACAAGCUGCGGCGGCGCGUCUACAAGGGCAUCCCCAAUGCGGUACGGGCGGAGGUCUGGCUGAGGCUGCUGGACGUGGCACGCAUCAAGGCCGAGCAGGAGGGCAAGUACCUGGAGAUGAGGGAGCGUGCCCGUAAAUGGUCCCCAGACAUCCGGCAGAUCGACCUGGACGUGAACCGGACGUACCGCAACCACAUCAUGUUCCGAGAGCGCUACAGCGUCAAACAACAAGCCCUGUUCCACGUCCUAGCAGCAUACUCAGUUUACAACACGGAGGUGGGCUACUGCCAAGGUAUGAGCCAAAUUGCUGCCCUCCUGCUCAUGUACAUGAAUGAAGAGGAUGCCUUCUGGGCCAUCUCGGUGCUCAUGACGGACGAGAGGCACGCCAUGCACGGGUUCUUCAUCCAGGGGUUCCCAAAGCUGCGCCGGUUCCAGGAGCACCAUGACCGGGUGCUGGGGCGGCUGCUGCCCAAGCUGAAGCGGCACCUGGACCGGUACGAGAUGCACACCUCGCUGUACACCCUCAAGUGGUUCUUCCAGUGCUUCCUGGACCGGGUACCCUUCACCCUCACCCUGCGCCUCUGGGACGCCUACGUGCUCGACGGGGAGCCCGUGCUCACCGCCAUGUCCUACACCCUGCUCAGGCUUCACCGCAAGACGCUGCUGCGGCAGGGCAUGGAGGAAAUGAUAGAGUUCCUGCAGGCGCGUCUGGAGCAGGACUUUGGCUUCCACGACGACGCGGCCAUGGAGGCCCUGCAGGGGGCCAUGGAGGAGCUGAGGAGGCAGGGCCUGCAGGUGCCCCCCGGGAGGCCCCCGCCAGACGAGCUGCCCCAGAGGCCCUUUGGCCUCGAGCUGCCUCCCACCCUGCUCGCACCCAGCCCCAAGCUGACCAACGGGGGCAGCCGGACGCCCUCUCCUGCCCGGGCCUCCUCCCCGCAGCCCUCCCCGUCCCCCCCCUGCGGCGGGGCCGGGGCGGAGGACGGGGCCAGCUCGCUGCUGGACCCGCUGAGCUCGCGCAACUCCCUGGCCGAGACGUCGCAGACCUCGGCGGCCGACCUGUCGAGCUUCUCGAGUCCCACCCUGCUGCGCCGGACCCCGUCCCUGUACGACAACGUCGACUACCGGGAGAGCCUGGAGGCCGCACAGGCCCUGGCCCAGCAGGGGUCUCCGGAAGGGGUGCGCAUCUACGUGCCCUACUGCCCCUCGGGAGGGGAGGAGGAGGGCCCCGUGACCCCCGUGGGCCCCAACGGGGACGUCACGCCCACCAACCAGGACCCCAACAAGAUCACCAUUCACGUGGACCUCCAGCCGGCGCUCAGUACGGAGCUCUAGGAUCGGCCCACGGAGUGUGCUGCUUGUUGGGACGCUUGGAAGCCACGCCGCACCCCAACCAGCCAGUCAACCGAGCGUCAGCGCCGUGGAGGGCCCGACGACGGAGGCCACGGAACCGAACAAGCUUGUUUUUGUCGUUUACUUUGGCGUGCCGCUGCACGACUUGCCUUACCUCCCUUUGGUGGGCCGUUAAAACGGUUUGGGCGGGUGGUUCUGGGCACGGCGUCGGUCUGCGGUGCGGCGGUACCUUGUACAACGGCAGAUUUCCAUUUUACAGCAAAGGCUAGCCAGUACAUAUCUUUUAGGGAGGUGUUAGUGAGAAGUCGCGGGGGCACCUCCCAUUGUGCAGCCGCACAAAGCGUCCGUCAAUAGUCACUGUUUACGAGGGCCACCCUCGUGGAAAGCAGACGACUCGCCAGAGGUGCGACCUCCGUUCCGCGAGUGCUGGCGCGAGGGACGCUGGGAACUACUUUUUGUGCCAAGGGGGUGGUUUAUUUUGAGUUGUACUUACUUUGAGCUGUGACAUUUAGGAAGGAAACUUGCGGUUGUGAAUGUGUCCCCCGGAAACAGUGCAUGCUUCACAAGUGGGAAAGAAUGGAUUUCGCGUGUCUGGGCCAGGCUUGCGGUAUCAUUUUCCGCGCGGGUUCUCGGUCUCGCGACAAAACUCCGUAUCGUCUCGCCGGGCGUGGACGAGCGACGUCACAAAUACUCUGCGUGUGCACCUUGCAAGCAAUAUGGAAAGUGUGUGUCCUCGUGUUUUUAGCGUGGCGAGCAAGGUGCGUUUUUCUUGGCCACGCUAAUUCAGAUUUUUCACUCUUCUUUUUUUUUUUUUUUUUUUCGUGAUUUUUUAAAAUUUACGUUGGGUGUCCCGGUUGUUCUUGGCCGACGCCGUUCUUGGGCAUCUCAGAGGCGACUUGAAUCGUCGGAGAUUGUGUCACAGAAAGCCUUGUUUUCUUAUUUCUUGGAAACGAUCGAAGGGUUCAGCUACUGCUAAUGCAGUUUUUAAGUUUGCUCAUUUUGUCGUCGCUUCGGCCCGAAGUGAUCGGUGUCCUCGUUGCGCUAACUUGUUGUUUGGACGACUGCCCAUUGGGAACCAACACGAUUCGUUGACUGGCAGCUGCAGUGAUUUGUACAGCAAUAACGUCGCACAUGGAGAGGGUGAUCCCACGUCCCCAAACGAGGCCCCGACGGGCCUCUCUCUUGGUGGCGCGACUGCCGACAUUUUGGACAUCCAACAGACCUAGCGACUCAUUUUUAGGCCUCGUCCUACUUGGCAGCAGCAAGUGGACAUCGCAUUGUUCUGCAUCGGCAACUCGUUUGCGUCAACCGGCAUAGAUUUGUACAGUGUAGGCGGUGCAUAGCUUCUUCAUAAACCCUCCAACUGCCGUAAAAACCCUCCAGCCUGUUAGUGGAAGCUCAGACUGCAACCUUUGAAAGACAUCUCUGUGCUGGAACCAAAGCCAAAGGUUCACGGCGCAUUCGAAAAUGGCGCGCUCGUGUCGUAGACUUGGCCUUACUUGCGCGGCAGGGCGAGGGGAUGCAAGAAAGUUACGACGACGUUUCUCUGAACUGUGAACGAGGUUCGAGCCAAGGUUCAGCAUUGAAGCAUUGAACGCUGGCUUGCACGAUGGCCGGUGGUGCCAGUACUCUAAUCAUUUCAUUCAUAUCGCGUUGUGGUUGUGCAUAUGUUUCCCCAUUGCAUUACCGCACGAAGACGAGCACCCAGUGACAGUGGAGAUCAAUAUAUGCAAGAAAAAAAAAGCAGUUGCCUCGAGUCUUCAUGGAGCUCACCUCCGGUUGGUUGCUCCCGUGCAGUGAAAGACUUGCGAUGACCUUCUUCCGAGACGGACGGCAAAAUGCAACUGUAAUGUAACGCACUCUUUAAUGUUCUUAGUAAAAAAUUGGAGCUACUAUUUAAUGUUACCAUCGAACAGUAUAACGUCGACAUUGAAUGUUUGGAACUUGGUUUUUGUUGGCGAUUUAAAAAGUGGUACGUUUGUUUUUCUACAUUUUACAUGAGGACCACGAAGAACUUUUGAUUUUUAUCCACAGAGCAGGUCACGAGCACGCUGUACAUAGUUUGAGUUCGGGUAAUAGCUGCUGUCCUAUUUUUCUUUUACUUUUGGGCUCGAAGCAGUUCCGAAGAAGCUUCAUUCGUAUUUAUUACUUUGAGGUAUGCUGGCAUUGGAGAAGGGUGUACCUUGUAAAGACUAAAAAUAGAGGAAGCGCUUUAGACAAACUUCUAUUGCAAACAAAACAUACAGUUGAUGCGUGACUGUGCUCUGUUCAUCAAAAACCUUUGUGCAGUCUGCUUCGAUGGCUUCCACCUGUGAGAAAAGGCUAGGCACGACAGGUAUCGGCAAUAUGUGGGGAUAGCAUCGACCGCUGCUCGUGUGGACAACUUUGUAGUGGCUCUGCUGUCAUCAUUCUCGUUUGGUUCAAACAUAUUGCUUUAAUAGCAAAAGAAAAAAAACAAGUGUCAACAAGAAACAAAUGGCAGAUUUUCUUGUUUGUUUUGACAUUGACUGUGUUUCUUACAGUCUUGACUGCAAAACAACAUUGUAAAAUGGGCAUUGGGUGUAUGCACUAGGGUGUGUAGUUUUCUUUGGUUUUAUCGAAAGGAGAAAUGUAUACCGAAUAAUAAUUUCAGGUUUGUGGAAGAGAUUGUAGGGGUUGCUUUUCUAUUUAAUUCUUCACAUCUAAUAUAUCUCAAAGUGGGAAGUGAAUCUGAACACUGCUUGAAGAUGUGUUGCGUCUUUCUGGCGUUUUUCUGCAGUCGAGAAAGCUCGAGCAACAAAACAAAGAAAGGGACGUCUCUAUCAUGUUCUCACGAUUAUUUUCUGUUUUUCACAUCGACACCUUGGUGUGGCGUUGUGACGAAAAAAAAGAAAUGGCAAGGUGAAGUGAAUGUUUUGUUACUUGGAAUUUUGUCAAAACUGAGUCAAAGCUUGAAUCUCUGGAGAUAACUCGUGGUUUCAGUCAAGCCCCGAUCGCUAGCGAACUGCAAGCAGGUGCCAUUAUUGCUAGACGCCUCCUUGCCGUGACAGUGUCUCAUCUUGGAGGUUCCUGCCAAAAGUCCGACGUCCCCGACGUUUUCUAGGCCGCUUAGCAUUGUCCGUUGUUCGUUCUGAGCCGAGCAAUCAGGGGCUCGCGAUGCGGCUGAACGACCUUGCAUCUCGUAAUGGGUUGCCCCUUUCAUCACUCUGUGUCAUAUUUCAUUCCCCUUGGGGGUUCACUGACAAUCUAAGAAGGGGGAGAAAAACAUAGUACUGGUUUUUAUGUGUAUCUUGGGGCCCGAAUCAUCUAGGCAAGAGUGCUAGAUAUCUCGGCUUUCACCAGUAAACAGCCCGAAACUUUUCAGGUAAGGGAGAGCACAGUGGGUUAAGCCUCGAUUUACUGCUGAGCCUACCGUCUCCCCCCUUUCUCUCCGUUUGAAAUUUUGGCGCCGUUUGUUUGUGUGACCGUUCAUACUGCGUUGUGGGUUAAGAAAAGCGGGGUCAAGCUCCUUCCAUGAUGCCCUCUACUCUUUCCAGAUUAACAGAGGGAACACUGAAGAGGAGGCAAGUGGACUAGCCUCCUGUCCAGCGUUUGCUCUGCUAAAGUGGAGAGAGUGGAGGGCUUUAUGGGAGGAGCUUGCCCCGCUUUUGCAAUCACCCGAGGUGAAUUAGUGCAAAAGAAAGGGACACAUGCACAUCCUUCGGGCGUGGCUACAAAUUUAUUUCUCGCAACUUUGACGUUGCGAGGGAGGAUUCCUGGUACGAAAGGUCUCGCAACCCGACAGACUAGUGUUAUCGCGUACGUUGCCACAACUGAAAAAGGGGCCCCAGGCGUUGACAACGCGAGCGCCACGUCGGCGGUCGGCCGGGACUCUUGCCGAUCGAGAGGGGGUGUGGUGGAACGUUGAUGCUGGUGUCCAGUGUGUCGGUUUCUUUUCGUCACAUUUUCUGCCCCUGCAUUGGCCUCCGCACAUUGGCCCUUUCACCAGUACAUUGCACGAUGUAUUGGUGCUGUGCCCGUUUUCUCCUUCGUCGUUUUUUUUUUCUCGAUAUCAAUGGGUUUCAUGUGCAUUGUGGGAGCUUGCCACUCAGUGGUAGAGAGGUGUGUGUAAGCAUUUUAAACGCAUGUUUUGAAUAAAUAAGCCAGAAAUUGGACGGGGAAAGCUAAACGUACAAAAUAUGAUUCGCAUGUAAUUUUUUUUUUUUUUUUUUGAGGUAGCACUACGAGGGAGUACAUUGCGCAGAAAUCUUAAAUACGGUUGCGCGUCUCGGUUCCUUCGCGCCUGACUUCAAGAGUGCUUUAUACGUCCGAAAGUUUUGACUCUUGUUGCGGGGACAGACGACAGCCUGGGAAAUUCGGUCGCCAAAGUUUGGCGUCUUGGUCGGUGCGACCUCGUCGACCUCCACUGCAACCGUCCGUCCUCUCGGUGGAGUCGGUUGGAGUCCGGGUUGGCGUUGCCACUUCUGCUUCGCGCAGUUGCCUGCACCAUUCGUCGGCGCGCGACGCUUUGAAAGAAACUCUCAAAACUCUGUCGUGUUCCGAAACGGCGUGUGUGUGUCCCUCUCUUUACACUCUUUGUCUCGGGAGUUUUAAAUGGGCAACGUUUUACCGGCCGGCUCCGAAUCAUUUCUCACCUUUACAAACUUUUUUGACAGGUCCGACGUCCUAAAGGAGAACAAAUUUUUGGAAGGUAUUGAAACAAAGCAUUAAGGAUUUCCCAAUUCGUUUCAUGCGGCAGUCCGUGUACAUACGCACCGAAGAAUCGUUCGACGUCCCUUGGAGUUGGGGGGGUCUCGUCGCAGCUGGACGCGGUGGUCUGUUUUUCUCCACUGUCGGGCAGAACGCCACAGGCUAUGUCGGUGAACGAGCGAACGUCCUCGGGUGCCGUUGAGGAGGGGCCCAUUGAAAGCAAUAGGUGGCAAGCCGAGAACUUGCUGCGCAGCCGUCGCUCUGCCAGAGCGAGAGCCGAACGCAUGCUUGCCGCACUUGUACAUAGCAUAUCGGACGGACGCUUUUGGACGGCGGUUACGCGAGGCUACCGCAUGUAUUUAUGUGUGUGGGCAUGCUCAGAGUGUACCAUACCACUGAUUGUAUAGCUCCUAGUUGUAUAUAGAGUAACAAAUGAGAGCCCCCACUCAAUACCUUGUACCUUGUCCGGGCUUUCUGUGUAAGCCUUCCGCGCUCGUCUCCCAGAGACGGCCCUCGUCCCGAAUUGGCAAACCCAGCGUCGGCGUUUCUUGGGAGGGGGGAGACUAAUCACCCGCAUUGGUCUUUGGCUUUUCCUCGAGCUCUCCUCGCUGCGUAAUAUAGGUAUUAUGUACAACAAACCUUCUCACAAAUAUCUAUAUGUAGAAUCUUUUGGUACUAAAUAAAUUAAUUUUUUUACAAGAA